AUGCCACACGAACGCAGGACGCUUCAACUACAAGACGAUAAUGUUGUUCAAGAAGAACUCCGAUGGGCACCUGGCGUUCCAGACUGUGACUUGCUCAUGUACCUUCGCGCGGCGCGCUCCAUGGCAGCCUUUGCAGGAAUGUGCGACGGAGGAAGUGCAGAGGACGGAUGUGUGGCAGCAUCGAGAGACGACACGACGAUCAACGCCCUGAACCACCUUCACGACAGCGAGUACGACACUGGCAAAGCAUUGCAGGCGCUUGUGAAGAACCCGAGAGGACGCACAAAUAAUAAUAAUAAAUUUAACGAAGAGGACCAGAAGAAAUUCGUACGAGGUCUACGUCAGUUCGGCAAGAAUUUCUCUCGGAUACGCAAAGAACUACUCCCCAACAAAGAGACGUCCGAGCUCGUUGAGUAUUACUAUUUGUGGAAGAAGACGCCGGCCGCCCUCGGAUGCAGGCCGCAUCGACGGCCCCGAAGAAGCAACACGAGACGGCCGCCGAAAGGAGACAAGAAGGGCAAAGGAAAAGAACAAGCUAAUCAUGAGGAUUCGAACGGUAUCACCGACUUCGAGUUGGUGCUGAGUACAGCCCCGCAGUGCUCGGUGUGCCUGAUCGCCACUCCGCGCGACUGGUUCAUGGCAAAAGGCAAAGAUCUCUACUGCUACGAUUGUUCGAUAAAGAAAAGUGGAGAAAGUCCCGCUUUCCUCUGCCAACCGGUCGGAGUCGUUCUCGGUGACACCGGCAAGUGGUACGUCAAAACGAAAACGCCCCCUCAACAGAACGGCAAGGACAAAGAAGCCAGACAGCAACAACAACAGCAACAAACACCUCAAGCGUUACAGCAGCCAUCGCAACAACAACCUCGAACCCCGCAAGAAGACGGAAUAAAGAAAGAAAACGGCACGCCCGACCUGGAAGACGAACGGAAGGCCGACACGAACGAGAACAGCUGCAGUAGCAGCGCCGGCGGAGAUACACCCGCGAACGUAACUGACGUCAGUAUGCCUGAUAGCGUCAAACAAGAAAACGCACCAACUCCCCACGGGGAGUCGUUGAAACGAGCUCCCAGCGAAGUCAAGCAGGAAUCCAUGGAAGUUUCGCAAGAGCCCGAUAGCGCUACAUGUGCUGCUCCUGCUGUAAAUAAUCAGACAAACAGUCCGAAUAGUAGUAAUUAUAAUGAAGUCUCGUCAACCGCGGCCAGUACUCCGACAGAAACGCGUUCCACCGAUUCGGCGGUCGACAGCAAAGACCAAGCCAAGAAGCAAGCACAGGAUUCUUCAUCACAGAAUGAACUCAGUCCCAAUGGCUCCGUGCCCUCAGCCGAGAACCUCAAGAUCAAAUAUAUCGUGAUCAAGAAAAUCCCAAUUAUAAUUUUGAUGAUGGUGAUCAGUACUCAGUACUCAGUUCCGACGUCGAUUUCACCGAAGGCAGAAGCCGAGAAUUUGGUGAAGAAGGAAGAAGUCAGGGAGGAAGCAUCGGCACCGGCGCAGCCUCCGCCGCUAUCGUUACCGUUCAGCAUCGGCAACGUCAUGGAACCGAAGAGGGAACAAGAAACGCGCGAAAUCGCCUAUUCUCCCGCGAAAUCUCUUGUCUCUCCGAAGACCGAAGAAGUGUAUGUGAAACAAGAGGUGUCAAGACGAACUCCUGACACCCCUCGAGCGACCCCGCCCGCGAUGUCGUUCGAGCGCCGCAUGACGCCGCCUGUUUCCGGUCCUGUUUCGUCAUCAGCGAUGCCACCGAAAAUGUCUCCCCUGUCCAUAGCAGCGUUAACUGCUCCGCUGACCUCAUCGCCGUCCUGCGAAUCGCCUCGUCCCAAACGCGAAAUGACGCCCAGCGGAAGUCCUCGAAGCAGCCCGAAGGUCCAUCCCACGAACUAUCCAGUUCCGUGGGGAUUCCCGCCGUUCCUAGCCCCAGCCAAUCCAGCUUCGAGGCACAUGUCCGGAGCUCCUUCUCCGUUUCCCUCGCUGUUCGGGGGCUAUCCCGGAAUGCCGGGUCAUCCACCGCUCUUCGGAGGCUUGGCUGGGGCGCCCAACGCUCUACAGCGGGGCCACGGACAGAACGAGAACGCCGAGGACGCCAACGAUCUAGCGGCGGACUCCGAGCGUCGAGGUCCGAGCCCCGAGCCGAAAAUCGAGGACUCCGAAUGCCAUCGGAGCCAGUCGGCGAUCUUCCUACGGCAUUGGUUCAGAGGUGAAUACAACUCGUGCGCGCGGACGGACUUGACGUUCAAGCCGGUUCCGGAUUCGCGUUUGGCACGGAGGAGGGAGGAGCGAGCGAGAAAAGCACAGGAAAAAGAAGAAGCAUCGCGACACAAGCAACAGGCCGAGCAGCAGGCGGCUCUGGGCCAGAAUCCAUUCCCACAUCCACCGAUGGCCAGUUCCAGCAGACAGGCGCCCGCCUCCCAGCAGAGGAAUCAGGGCGGUCAGCCCUCACCGCUUGGGCAUCUGGGCGCACCGGAUAGUCCGGCUCUGAGGCAGCUCUCAGAAUUCGCUCGGCCGCCCGCGGGUCUCCCCAUGAUGUUCCCUGGACACCCAGCGGGACUGCGACCUGCACCCGGACUAACAGCUCAUGGUAUCGACCCGUACAUGCAUUAUCAGCUUAUGAAUAUGUAUGCUCAAGUAGCAGCCAGAGAUAUGGAAAUGAAAGCCGAGAUGGAGAAACAAAUGCAGAAUCAACGCAACUUGAAAGAACAGCAACAGCGAGAAAGAGAACGGGAGCAGAGAGAACAGAGAGAGCGCGAAAGAGAGAGAGCUGAACGAGAAGCGAACGAGAGAGCGGCGGCGCUUGCGGCAGCCCAGCAGGCGGCCGUCGCACCGAUGUUCUCGAUGGGCGACCCGUGGUUGAGCGCUGAUAGAAGAUACCCUGCCGGAGCUGGUCCCCCCUUCGGUAUGUUCCAAGUUCCUGGAGCUCCGAACCCCGGGGACCCGAGCAGACCUUUGGAUCUUGCCUCUGAUCCCCUCGCAGCGAUGCGGCUGCAAGCGGGCGGCGCGGCGCAGUCAGCCAGCGGAGAACUCCAUACUCACGCCCACACGCACCUGCAUCUCCACGAUACCGGAGUCCCAGGUGGACCUCCGUCGGGAGCCCCACCCCCUCCGCCAGCGGGAGCACACUCUGCGGCGGCAGCUGCUCUCCUCCGGCAUUCAGUCAAUUACGGGGAACAACUUGCUAUGGUGCAGCACGAGCAGCUACAACGGCAAAUAAUGUUCGAACGAUUACAAGCCAUGCAGAACCCGCUGCUCGUUCAGCACGAGGAAAUGUUGCGGCAUCAACACCAGCAACAUCAGCAGCAUCAACAACAUUGA
Galendromus occidentalis (western predatory mite) is the source of this 3303-nucleotide messenger RNA. It is a transcript of the gene Gug, whose product is annotated as arginine-glutamic acid dipeptide repeats grunge. Lineage: Eukaryota; Metazoa; Arthropoda; Arachnida; Mesostigmata; Phytoseiidae. The transcript is spliced from 8 exons. Gene Ontology annotation, molecular function: transcription corepressor activity. The record is from RefSeq and is a predicted model, not a curated record. Bases 1 to 3303 code for a protein of 1100 amino acids. Gene Ontology annotation, cellular component: nucleus.